AUGAUGAAUGUUACAACAGAUGUUUGUGAAGCACUCUUGGGGCGCCGUAUUGGAAACGGUUGUAUUCUUGCCCUCCUUUUCAUCACUGUGUGCGAAGCAGGUAAUAUCUUCCUCCUUGUCGUCAUCAAACAAACACCGACUCUCAAGGGAUUCUCGGGGCUGCUCCUCCUCAACAACGAAGUGGUGCACUUUGUUGAGCACGUGGUUUUCCUAAUAUUGCUGUUGUUAGCAUGCAUCAGUCAUGAUAACAACCACUCGGCCCUGCCUUUGACGGUAGCGAUACAUUACGUUGUGGUGCUGAAACAGACAUGGAUGACCUUGUCACUGUUUCUGUUGCUAGGGAUCAGUUUUAAUCUGUAUGUGGCCAUCUGCAAGAGUACGAUGUACAGCCAGAUAAUAACUGUGAAGAGAGGAUACAUUUUCAUCAUCAUCUCCUGGGUCGUCAGCUUGACGCUGGGACUUAGUCCGCUAUUUGGUGGCUCCGAGAAUGACGAAUGUCUUGACUUGACGUCACUCUGGCUCACGAUCCUACAUCUGAUGUACGGGGUUUGGUCUUUAGCUGGAAAUGCGUGGUUCCUCCACAAGGUGCUCAAGCAUAGACCUCCGCUUGGCUCAAGGAGUCGUUCUACCCAGGAGAAACUGAAGCUGACGAAGUUUAUAUUUAUCUUAUAUAUCAGUAAUGCACUCACAUUCAUAGCUUUAAACAUGGCGAACAGUUUUCGUGUCAGCCUAACUUCAAGAGGACUCGACUACCUUGUGUUUGCUAUACAUGUCGUAUCUAGAGCGUACUCCAUCGCCCGUCCGUGCUACCUUCUGGUGCUGUACCGACCGUUGUGGGAGACUACAAAGACCCUCCUACGAUGCCGCCCGAGACGUCCCCCUAAUACAGUCGCCCCAUCUAUAAUACCCAUCACAGCUGCAAGGCCAAGCCAAAGAAUCAACAAUAGUGGACAAGUGGACUAA
This is a messenger RNA of Haliotis rubra (blacklip abalone), 963 nucleotides long. RefSeq names its product adenosine receptor A2a-like. Gene Ontology annotation, cellular component: membrane. Gene Ontology annotation, molecular function: G protein-coupled receptor activity. NCBI's taxonomy places the organism in Eukaryota, Metazoa, Mollusca, Gastropoda, Lepetellida, Haliotidae. The transcript has a single exon. The record is from RefSeq and is a predicted model, not a curated record. The coding region runs from base 1 to 963 and encodes 320 amino acids. Gene Ontology annotation, biological process: G protein-coupled receptor signaling pathway.